Candida tropicalis MYA-3404 is the source of this 684-nucleotide messenger RNA. RefSeq lists its product as uncharacterized. The coding region runs from base 1 to 684 and encodes 227 amino acids. Lineage: Eukaryota; Fungi; Ascomycota; Pichiomycetes; Serinales; Debaryomycetaceae. The record is from RefSeq and is a predicted model, not a curated record. Gene Ontology annotation, biological process: fungal-type cell wall organization. The transcript has a single exon. Gene Ontology annotation, cellular component: fungal-type cell wall. Gene Ontology annotation, molecular function: structural constituent of cell wall.
AUGAAAUUCUCCACAGCAGCUUUAACUUUUACUUUAUUUGCUAUUGUCAAUGCUGGUGUUGCUAAACCAAAGUAUUACAAACCAAAAACUAAGUUGGUUGGUUUAGAAACCGUUGAUUAUGAAUUUGCUUUAGGUGUUAAAGAAAAAUGUGAUGGUGAUACCAUUUAUUUAGCAUUUGAAGUUGGUGAUGGUCAAUUAGAACAUAAUGGUCAAGUAGUUGAUUGUAAGUGUGAAAAGGAUAAACGUGGUUAUUCUCCACCAGCUCCAGUUGAAUAUUGUACUAUUGCUAAAGAAGAUUGUGUUGAUACUUUUACUUUAUGUGAAAGUAUCUUAAAGGAUGAAUGUGAACGUAUUGGUGAAAUUGUUGCUAAUCAUCAAUUCCAAUUUGAUAAUCCAAUUCAACCUGAUGCAUUAUUUACUUGUGGUUGGUCUAUUAUUGAAGAUGAUGGUUAUUUGUUGUUGGGACUUAAUGGAUGUACUGAUUUCUGGGAAUGUCCAGUUGAUGAUUGUGGUACUUACAAGUUAUACGAUGCUUCCAUUGAUUCCAAAUGUAAAGAAGUUGAAAUUAUUGUUCUUUUGAUUGAAGAAGAAGAAGAAUGUCCACCAGAACCAUGUGAACCAACUCCAGAACCAUUUACUCCACCAUACAAGGGUCAUAAAGGUCACAAAGGUGGAAAAUGGUAA